UGGAAAGCAAGGUUAGGAUUAGGAUUAGAAGGCAAGGUGGGGUGUGCCCAUUUUAUAAAAGACAAGGUGGAGUGCCCCGAUCUAGUCUAUGUUCUUAUAACAUAUGAAAUAAAGUUUGGUUCUUUUCCUCACUGUAUUUUCUCUCUCUUUCCCUCCCUUACAACCGCAAGGACUUGGAAUUUUCCGGCAUUGACUCGUUUAAGGUUUUUCAGCUUACUGAGUUACAGAUCGGGGAGGUUCAGGCACAUGAGGUAAGAAAGAAGAAGAGGGUUUGUAUAAAUCAAUGAAUUUUGGCAAUUCACCGAAAAUCUUAGGCACCAGAAGCAAAUUGGUGUUUUCAAUUGAGAGAAUCACUACCCAGAGCAGAGAUGAGGAAGAAAAGCUAGAAACAGUUGGCUGGUAGAAUGGAUCCAAUGAUUAAUCAUGGAGAGAUUUCCAAUCCCGCAGGAUAUUGAUUUCUUACCAACAAUGACAGGGAAGCCCAUUCCAAGAUCUAAUGUGAUGCUGACUGAUGGGCAAGGGAACCAAUUGGGCAGAACGAAUUGGCAACUGGGCGGAUUUUCCAGUGGAUGUGAACAGGAUGUGUCAAGUUACAGCAGAGUGACUCAACAUGCUGACCAGAUUGAUCAACUGGUUAGAAAUGGUGGGGAUAAUAUUAGGAAUGCAGGCAUAGGUCAUGAGGUGACAAGAAUGGGUAAUAAUACGGGCAAUCAUAUAGAGAGUCAGACCGCAGGUUUGAAUAGCAGUUUAUUAGCAAGUAUCUUAGCAUAUCCAAAUAUAGCUACAUUUACCUCUCCAGUCGCACCUCCUAGUGCAAGCACAUGCAUGGUUUGGAGGCCUUCAUUUCCCAACCUGCAUGCUCAAGUCAACAAUUGCAGUGAACCCAAUUUGCUGCUCGGAAACCAAGCUCGCUGCUGGAAUCUUUUGAGCAGCAGCUAUAUCUCACCCCAGACACACUAUGAACCUCCAUCGCCUUGGCUUCCUCACCAUGAUCUAAACUCAUCACCAAGAAUAGAAGCUGAUGCAGCCUCAAGUGUUACCACCUCUUUUAAAUUUGCCACAGUAGUGCCAGAUCAGGCCAAGAGAUUGGAGAGUAAGCUUCCUACAACAAUGAGUCCCUCGCGAGAAAAAAACUCAAGUGGAGAAAAUGAGAAAAAUGAUUUAGUUGUAUUCAAUGAACUCAAAGCCAAUCAACAAAAUUCAGAAGAGCUCUCGUGUAACAUUGCAGACUCAUCUUCUGCUGUCAUUUCUACACCAUUUGAGGGAGAAAAAGAUCUAGCAAGGCCAGAUGAACAAGGCAUCGACCUUAAUAAAACACCACUGCAGAAACCUCCAAAGAGAAGAAAGCAUAGGCCAAAGGUGAUUGUGGAAGGCAAACCAAAAAGGACUCCCAAGGCUGCAACCACAAAAAACACCGACCCCAAGGAGAAGUCAACUGAAAAGCGGAAGUAUGUUCGCAAGGCUUUGAAAGAGCCAGCAAUUCAACAAACAGAUUCUGCUAUAGAGACUACACCUCCCAGCUCUGCAAAGAGGAAGUAUGUGCGCAAGAAGGGCCUGAAUGAAUCAGCAGUUCAACAUACAGAUUCUAUUGGAGAAACCAUAAAUACCCGUCCUGUGAAGAGAAAGUAUGUGCGCAAGAAGGGCCUGAAUGAAUCAGCAGUUCAACAUACAGAUUCUAUUGGAGAAACCAUAAAUACCUGUCCUGUGAAGAGAAAGUAUGUACGCAAGAAGGGCAUAAAUGAAUCAGCAAAUCAGCAUGCAGACUCUACAGUAGGGAUUGCACAUUCCAGUGCUGAAGUUGGUGCAAAAUCAUGUAGAAGAGAAUUGAGGUUUGAUUUGGAAACUACCACAGAUGAAAGAUACAGUAAUGCAGCUGCUCAGGAGGACAUGCUGAAUAAAAAAAGAGGGACUUUUGAUCUGAACACAAGUCUUCAAGUGGCAGAUUCAAGCACUACAACUUCACAGAUGAACCAGCAUAAUAGUUUACAGGUUGAAAACAAGCAAUCAGGUGCUACAAGUAACCAGACACCUCUCAUGAACCAGAUGGGAAGAAGUUAUACAUCAAUUUCAGAAAGACAUGCAGUAGCUGCUGAACUAACUCCAAGAAAAAUCAUGCACAUGGAGAAUUUAAACGUCAAUGCAAGAGAUGCACGAGGAAUUGGUCAAGUUGUCUUUCUAGAAAAAAGACCAGAGCGGACUAGACAGAUAACAUAUCAGAAUACCCCUCAAUCAGUACAAAUGAUACCAUUAUAUUUAAUUGAGGGUAGAGGAUCCAAGAGAGAACACCUUCAUAUUGAGAAAACAAACACUUGUACUUUUCAACCAGUGGGCUCAUUGUUUGAUGAAUAUUAUCAAAGCAUUCCAGGCGUGGGAUGUUUGGAGGCCCAGAAAAGAAACAAAACAGAGAAUGGGACUCAAACAAACACACUGAGUAUGUCUUCUUGUGUUGCAACAACUAAAUAUCCUGGUGAGUGGUAUGUUCACCCGACAGCUUCACAGAACCUUCCAAAGCAAUGUAUUUCAUUUAACCCGAUUUUACACCUAGAAAGGACAGGAGAGUCUAAUGGAUUGGCUCAAGUCCAUAACUCCCUCUCCCCCACCACAAUAGCAGUUUGUCACAACCUUUCACAAACCCCUCUCAAAACAAACCAUGCAUCUGAUAGCCAACUGCAACCUGAAACUUGCAACACUGAAAUGUCAAGAAUACAGCAGAUGUCUGGAGCUACUGUGUCAAUAACAAUUCCAUCUGGAAAGGGUAGGAUGCCGCAACAACCAAAGGAUAUCUUGAAAGAACAUCAGCAGCCAUCUGCAAAGAGAAGAGGGCGACCAGCAAAGCAGAAAUUCUCCUCUACAAUUGAAGAAAUCAUACACCACAUGGAGUGCCUCAGUCUCAAUGCAAGGAGCAAAAAAAUAAAAAACAAAGAGCAAAAUGCACUUGUGCCUUAUAAAGGAGGUGGCACACUUGUUCCCUAUGACGGGUUUGAAUUUGUCAAAAAACACAAGCCAAGGCCUAAAGUAGACCUUGACCCAGAGUCAGACAGAGUAUGGAAACUGCUGAUGGGAAAAGAAGGAAGUGAAGGCCUUGAAAGAACAGAUAAAGGGAAGGAGCAAUGGUGGGAGGAAGAGAGAAAAGUUUUUCAUGGGCGAGUUGAUUCAUUCAUUGCAAGAAUGCAUCUCGUUCAAGGAGAUAGGCGUUUUUCAAAAUGGAAGGGAUCGGUUGUUGAUUCGGUAAUAGGAGUUUUCCUUACCCAAAAUGUUUCAGAUCAUCUGUCAAGCUCUGCCUUCAUGUCUCUAGCUUCAUUAUUUCCUCUGAAGUCUAGGAGCAAUGCAGCUCAUGACAGCCAUAGGAAAGGCAUCAUGGUUGAAGAACCAGAUGUCUGCAUGCAAAACCCAAAUGACAUCAUCAAAUGGAACAGCAAGUUUAGGUAUCCACUCUACAACCAAAGCCCCAUUACACACCAUGGAUCAGCAGAACCACAGGGAGAAUCUGAAACUUGGUGUAUAGAAAGAGCAAGCAUGGUAGGGGCACAAAGUCACAGCCUGGAGGAAGAAUUUGUAUCAUCACAAGAUUCUUUUGAUUCCUCAACUGUCCAAGCAAAUGGCGGAGUCAGAUCCUACUCAGGCUCCAACUCCGAAACAGAAGACCCUCCUACUGGUUGCAAACCUAGCACAAGUCAUGGUUUAUCUUUUGUGGAUCGUUUAGAGAUGGAGAGUCCCACCUUGCUAGAAGAAUUUGAUGGUUGUGAGAGUGGGAGUUCAUUGUUUCAUAGGGGAUCCGGGCAUGAAAAUGAGCAAGCAGAAGGUAUACAGAACAUGCAGCAAGGAGCUGGAUUGGAAAGAUUAGGUAAUCUGAACUGCUUUUCUCCAUAUAAUAAGCAAUUCGAUUACUGCAAUCCACAGAUGCAAGGGAAAGUGGUUUCGUGCAGUAACUAUGGGUUGCUACACAUGACUUCACAGUCCAAUGCACAGCAAGCAGAAGGCUUCAAAUUGCAGAGUGAAGAUUCCAUAUCUUCUUGGACAUCAAAUUCUUCCAGAUUCAACAAAGAAAAGGCUGCAAGCUGCUCAAGCAAAACUGUUGGACAAAAGGCUGCGAGUGUGGGUAAAAAAGCUGCCAGGGAAUACGAGUUGCCAAGGUAUCAAGAAGCUCCACUAGCAGUCCAACAUUCUCUCUACAGAAAGCAAUCAAUGUAUGAACAAAGCAGUUUUCAGCCUUACCAUGAAAAUCAAGUUAAUGAGAGGAACGAGACCUUGCAAUGGCAAAGCAUGUCAGCUGGUGGACCUGUAAAUCUUGCCGAAACAUUGCCUGAGAAGCAAAACAGUUACACACAGCACAUCUCGAAUGUCCCCAGACUCACAGAAAACAUUCUUGAUUUUCAGAGGAUCACUUCCGUGAAUAAGCAAACACCCCAAGAAAACAUAGUGGUUGACCCAAAUACAAAGAAGAAAGUACAUCCUGAUAACAGGGAAAACCUCAAGUCAAAUGCAAAUGCCUCAAAAGCUAGAAAAGGAAAAGUUGAGAGUGAGAAAGCAGAUGUAUUUGACUGGGAUAGUUUAAGGAAGCAAGUGCAGACAAAUGGAAGAAAAGAGAGAACCGAAGACACGAUGGAUUCCUUGGACUAUGAAGCAGUGCGAUGUGCUGGAGUCAACGAGAUUUCUGAAGCCAUCAAAGAAAGAGGGAUGAAUAAAAUUCUAGCAGAACGAAUCCAGGAAUUCCUAAACCGACUGGUAAGGGAACAUGGAAGCAUUGAUUUGGAAUGGUUAAGAGAUGUGCCCCCUGGCAAAGCAAAGGAUUAUCUGCUAAGUAUACGGGGGUUGGGGUUGAAAAGCGUGGAGUGUGUGCGGCUCCUAACACUUCAUCAUCUUGCGUUCCCAGUUGACACAAAUGUUGGGAGAAUAGCAGUUCGACUAGGAUGGGUCCCUCUCCAGCCACUGCCAGAGUCACUGCAGUUGCACCUGCUAGAACUGUACCCAAUACUCGAGUCAAUUCAAAAAUAUCUCUGGCCAAGAUUGUGCAAACUCGAUCAAAGAACACUGUAUGAAUUACAUUACCAGAUGAUCACAUUUGGAAAGGUCUUUUGCACAAAGAGUAGACCCAACUGUAAUGCAUGUCCCAUGAGAGCAGAAUGUAGACAUUUUGCAAGUGCCUUCACAAGUGCAAGGCUUGCACUACCUGGACCAGAAACAAAGGAUAUAACAACUUCAACCGUUCCCUUUAUGCCUGAAAAAAGCCCAAGCAUAGUCAUCAAUCCCAUGCCAUUACUUCCACCUGAGGACAACCAACAUAAAAGUGUGGGGUUUGAUAUUGGCAGUUGUGAGCCCAUAAUUGAAGAGCCAGUAACACCGGAUCAAGAGCAGACUGAAUUAGCAGAGACUGAUAUUGAGGACUUCGGAGAAGAUCCUGAUGAAAUACCCACAAUAAAACUCAACAUGGAAGAGUUUACUGAGAAUUUACAGAAUUAUAUACAUUCAAACAUGGAGCUCCAAGAAUACGACAUGUCCAAAGCAUUAGUUGCUUUGGAUCCAAAUGCUUCUAUCCCCACACCCAAAUUGAAGAAUGUUAGUCGCCUACGGACAGAACACCAAGUGUAUGAACUUCCAGAUUCACAUCCUCUCCUUCAGGGGAACUUGCAGAUGGAUAAAAGAGAACCUGAUGAUCCUAGUCCAUACCUUCUAGCAAUAUGGACACCAGGUGAAACUGCAAAUUCAAUUGAGCCACCUGAACAACAAUGUCAGUCCCGGGAACCAAACAAAUUGUGCAAUGAAAAGAUAUGUUUUUCAUGCAACAGUAUCAGAGAAGCUAAUUCACAAACAGUAAGAGGAACACUUCUGAUACCUUGUAGAACAGCAAUGAGAGGAAGCUUCCCGCUGAAUGGAACGUACUUUCAAGUGAACGAGAUGUUUGCAGAUCAUGAAUCUAGCCUAAACCCAAUUGAUGUUCCAAGAAGUUUGAUAUGGAAUUUGCCAAGACGGAUUGUCUACUUUGGAACUUCUGUACCAUCGAUAUUUAAAGGACUUUCAACAGAAGGAGUUCAGCACUGCUUUUGGAAAGGAUUUGUUUGUGUGAGGGGGUUCGACCAGAAAACAAGAGCACCCCGACCUCUCAAGGCCAGAUUACACUUUCCAGUAAGUAGGUUGGUAAAGACAAAGAACGAGAAAAAAUGACAAGCAGGAGAGCAGCAUGCGAAGUUUAACAGCAAUGGUUCUGACCAGCAAGACAUUGCUACCUUAUUUUUUGUUUAAUAGACAUGGCAAGCUUUGUGAAGAAGAAAGAUCCUUGACUAACAUUCUGUUGUAGAUUCAAGUGUUCUUCCUCUAACAUGAGAUGCAUUACAAUAUCCGAGCUGGGCACACAAAUUUCAAUUGAAGUGGUAGGAUAGCAUCGCUAAUGGGAUGUAGUUGAUGCGAUCCCAUUUACAGGAUCCAAACCCAGCUGAGAGAAUUUUCAUGUGUAAUUGUAGGAUGACAUGGCUAGUGGAAUUUAGUUGAUUUCAUAGUUUUUAAGAUGCUUUUUUUCUAUUCAAGCUCAAAACAGGGCCAUUCUUAAGAAACUAGUCAUUGUGAGCAACACUCCUGUCAUCCAAAUUAUUUCAAUUCAUGCUCGAAUCAGAGCUAUUUUCAAAAA
Populus trichocarpa (black cottonwood) is the source of this 6622-nucleotide messenger RNA. Its product is annotated as transcriptional activator DEMETER. The transcript has 20 exons. Gene Ontology annotation, biological process: base-excision repair. Bases 424 to 6162 code for a protein of 1912 amino acids. Gene Ontology annotation, molecular function: DNA demethylase activity; DNA N-glycosylase activity; 4 iron, 4 sulfur cluster binding. Lineage: Eukaryota; Viridiplantae; Streptophyta; Magnoliopsida; Malpighiales; Salicaceae. The record is from RefSeq and is a predicted model, not a curated record.